GUUAUUCUAUGAUGUAAACGUAGAAAUGCAGUAUGGCAGAUCGUAAGCAGAGCAGGGAGGUCUGUACGAUCGUACUUUUGUGCGUUUUGUGGUACGCCGUAAGUUCUACGAACAAUGUCGUGGGCAAAACGGUGCUCAGCGAGUUUCCGUAUCCCAUGACGAUGACGAUGGUCCAGCUGCUGUCCAUAACUGUUCUGAGCGGGCCACUUUUCAACAUAUGGGGCGUGAGAAAAUACGCGGGCAUGUCGUGGCAAUACUACCUCAAGCUGAUCGUGCCGCUGGCUUUCGGAAAAUUCGUGGCGUCGGUGUUUUCGCACGUCAGCAUAUGGAAAGUGCCGGUGUCCUACGCGCACACAGUGAAAGCGACGAUGCCCCUUUUCACCGUCGUCCUUUCGAGGAUAAUAAUGGGUGAGAGACAGACGAGUAAAGUGUACCUGAGUCUGAUUCCCAUUAUCGCGGGCGUAGCUAUAGCGACUUUAACCGAGAUAAGCUUCGAUCUCGUUGGGUUGAUCAGCGCGUUGGUGGCGACCGCCGGCUUUUCCCUACAGAAUAUAUUCUCGAAGAAAGUGCUGAGGGAUACCAAUGUGCAUCAUUUGAGGCUGUUGCACAUCCUCGGCAGACUCGCUCUGGUUAUGUUUCUGCCCGUGUGGGCGUACAUCGACUUGAGGUCCUUGUGGAACGACAAGUCAGUGGCCUACCAAGACUACAGGGUAAUAGCGUUGCUUAUUGUCGACGGCGUCCUCAAUUGGCUGCAGAAUAUUGUAGCUUUUAGCGUUUUGUCGCUGGUGACGCCUCUGACUUACGCGGUGGCGAACUGCAGCAAACGCAUAUUCGUGAUAGCCGUUUCGUUGUUCGUCCUGGGCAAUCCGGUCACCCGGUUGAACGUUUGCGGAAUGCUGACCGCCAUUUUCGGGGUGCUCUUCUACAACAAGGCGAAAUACGACCAGAGACGCGGGGAGAAGACGGUUUUGCCUUACGCCGAGAAGAACCAGCACAUCAACAACAAUUUCAGCUACAGCAGUUACAACAGCAAUACGAGAACGAAAGGUAACUUGUUGUUUUCGUGAAGCGGAAGGCGGAACAUGGAAUUCGACAUCGGGAAGCUCAAACCGUAGUAAUAUUAGGAGAUUGAGGUUAGUGCUAGUCAGAUAGGCGAUAAAUAAUUCGAUUGUAUUUAUUGAUUUUAGUCGGGACUCGCUUUGUACAUAAGAUUCCCAAUGAAUGAAUUUUUUCCUAUGCAUACUUUUCGAUAUACAGGGUGUCAAACUGUGGGGUUCUUAGUGAUUAUCUUAGAAAUCGUUUGAGGUAUCCAUAUCGGAUAUAUCUGAGGAUAUAAAUGUGCGCUCCUGAUUUUUUUACCAAUUUCAAGUGUUUUUUUUUUAAGGGAAACUUUCUCGUCUCUCGAAUAUUUUUUGUGCUUUGUUUCGAUUCUGGCGAAGAAAAAAACACCGCCACGCAAAAACCGCGCGCCACUGACUUUAUUACGAAUUUCUCUUUUUUCUCAAAUGAAAAACGCAACUUUUUGUUCUCUAAAAUUUUUUUCGCAUUUUGAUUCGUUUUCCUUCGUGACCCUAUCCACAUUUUUGACUAAAAAAAAGUGAGCGCCACUGACUUUCACGAAUUUUAUUUUUUUUUAAAUUUAGGCAAGUAAAAAUGCAACUUUCUCGUCUAUUCAAUUUUUUCCUUAUUUUGCUUCGUUUUUGAGAAAAAAAAACAAGCCCGAUCGGCACUUUUGACCACAAAAUAUGUGCGCCACUGGCAUUUUUACCGAUAUCAAUUUAUAUUUCAAAUUAGGCAAUUAAAAACGCAACUAUUUGAACCGUAUCGACAUUUUUU
Molecule: messenger RNA, 1836 nt
Organism: Cylas formicarius (sweet potato weevil)
Lineage: Eukaryota; Metazoa; Arthropoda; Insecta; Coleoptera; Brentidae
Product: solute carrier family 35 member E1 homolog
Exons: 4
Coding region: 33-1067 (344 amino acids)
Cellular component (GO): Golgi apparatus
Molecular function (GO): antiporter activity
Source: RefSeq, a predicted model, not a curated record